GCCACUUUCGAUUUUGCCAGCCAUCAAUGUACCGAGAUUCAUAUUCAUGAUUGUCACAUUUGCAGUAAUGUAGUCUACAUCCUUAUUCCAUACGAUAAUAACGCUGCUAUGAUGAAUGUUGUAAGUUUAACAUUUUAGAGAACUGAAAAGUGCUCGAGUCGAACAAUGUCAAGUAAGAAAUUUUAAUUUAAAAACAUUACUUACUAAUUAACUAAACUAGUACUAGCCCUUGCUGCUGCUUGCUUGCCUGCUGCUACACAUAAUGAUAAUAAAAUGUUAAUCAUAUUUGCAAUUUUUAGGCAAUAACUAAAGCAGCACAAUUCUUUUUUAAUUGUAGGGAUUUUAUGAAAAACUAAUGCUACACUUAGCAAAAAGACUAGAUCUAUAGAAGUGAAAGAUUCCCCCAUGCAAGAAAAACUCCUACUGCCUACUGACUAUGACUAUAUUUAAAGUAUAACCUACAUUAUUUUACAUUUAAUAUCAGAUAUUGAUUUGCUAUCGGAGAUAUAAAAUAAAUUAAAUUUUUUAAUGGACACAUUGGUUCACCUUUCCAUAUGCUACUUAUUAUUUUUCCCCUUUUCAAUAUGAACAAUUUGAUAUACAUGACCCUAUAUUUUGAAGAAUAUUAUUCACGUUGUGAAUGUGUUCAUAUUCAAAUAUGACAUAUGGAAAUUUUGCGGCCAUUUUGAAUAUUAAUGAGCUCAUCUUGCGUACCGUAGAAUUUAUUAUGUGACAUAUGUUUGGACAAUGUUACGACGAUCACGGAUAUAUAUGGUCCAUUAAUGGUUUGUUAUGUUUAUCUUCAUUAAUUCAUUAAAUAACUUCAACUUCAAUUUACUACUCUUUUUUAACAUCUCUCCCAACUCUCUGCCCAAUUUUUAUUUUAGUCACUUUCAUAUUUUCCUAUAUGUCUCAAUUAACAGAGUUAUCCCAAAAUAAUUCACGAAAAAAAUCAUAACUUUCUUUAGAAUUGACCUACAAACAUAAAUAUGGUAUCAAUGAAUUGCAAUUUUCAGGCCCUAAUCUAAUCAACUAGCUCUUAAAGCCAUAACUUCAUUUUGAAAAUUUUACCCAAGUUCUUACUAUACUGUCUUUAAUUAUUAUUAAACUAUUAAUUUAUUUUAAGGCUGAGCCUUAGCCUUAAAAUAAAUUAAUAGUUUAAUAAUAUUAUAGCAGCAAGUGUCAGUAGUGUAGGCCUAACUAAUCUAAUCUAAUAGUAAUAAACUUAAUAAAUUAAUAAUUAUAAGGCUAAUACUAGUGUUAAGGACGGCUGCCACGGCGUCUUUUGUGUGCUUAUUAUAGUUGCAGUGAAUUAGGGUUUAGGUUAGGUUGAGGGAUCGAUUUAGGGUUCAGGUUAGGCAUAGGGAUUGAUUUAGGGCAUUAGUCAUGGCCAUCGAUAAAAUAGUGGCAUUCGUCCUUUACAUUUACCAAUUAUAAUACUACUAGUACAGUACAGAAUGCAUUAAAGUUAUAGGAUAAAGUAACUACUGAAAAUCUUGAAUGUGUAUAUUAUAAUAUAGUUAUAUGUAUGGCAAAGGUGCACUCCAUGCAUAGCCCUACUAGCCUUAUUAUUAUAGUAGUCACUCACAGAGUCACACUGUGUUCCCAGAAAUAAAAAGGAAACUCUGUUGGCAAUUGUUGUUGGUAAUAGGUCUCUCCAUCACAAAGUAGUAUCCUUAUUUGACCUGUAUUUUUAUUUGUCAUAUGUUAAUGGGCGUGAAUAGCAGGGACGUGCUGGCCCACGACGACGCGACGAGCAUUCGUCACGAGCCAUGGGCCUUUUUGGGCAGUUACUACAGUUAUUACAAUCUCCGGUGUGCAGGGCGGCCUCCGGGCCUUUCUUACUACACCGUUCGUCAUGGGUUUCCAUGUGCCAGCACGUCCCUGGUGAAUGGUGACUGAGUUUGAAAAAGUUGCAGAGCAAUUUUGAAUUUUUUUUUUUUUUUUUAAAGCACCAAGUCACACAGUUUUGCAGUGUAUUGUUACAAACUUAAUUUGGCUAUGAAUUGGAAAGGUACUCUGUCAGACUAUACAUUCCUAAAAUAUUUGAAUCCCCUUUUCCAUGUGCCAGCACGUCCCUGGUGAAUGGUGACUGAGUUUGAAAAAGUUGCAGAGCAAUUUUGAAUUUUUUUUUUUUUUUUUUAAAAGCACCAAGUCACACAGUUUUGCAGUGUAUUGUUACAAACUUAAUUUGGCUAUGAAUUGGAAAGGUACUCUGUCAGACUAUACAUUCCUAAAAUAUUUGAAUCCCCAUACACAAUGGGCAUACAAUUUCCACAUUACUGAAUUAAUGUCCUUAAACAAUAGGUGAAAUGGUUUUUUGCUUAUAUUUAAUUUAAGAAUGUUCAUCUUUGACUUUAGAGGGCAAAUGCUGCACCUGCUAGAGAGCAUGUGUGUGAUUCUCUAUUAUAUUAUUAAAACAGUUCUGAUCAACCACAGUUCCGUUUUAUGUACACUUCAAGAACGGAAAAAUUUUGUAACAAGAGAUGAUAUAACUGUUGCCAACAAUAAUUUGUGCCAUCUCACUAAAUCUAUCUUGGCUUGGCAUUGUUCUGCCAACUUUUAAAUUUUAAAUUGGUCCCCAUUCACAACUUACUUAUGAGCGAAUAUAAUAGUCGUCAACCAUGAAAACAUUUUCCUCUGUCGAGAGACCCAUUUCUAACUGCAACUGUCAAACAUACUUUCAUUAAGACUACUGUAAACACCUCCGACCGGACAUAUGCACCAUUUACAAACCCACAUAUUCAUUCAAGAUGUGGGAGUUUCAGUACAGUUACUUUUGGUGCUCAGUACUGAUACUUUUGGUGCAUAUUGUAUAUAGGCCUAGUUAUUAAUAAUAUUUUUAUCAUUAGGCCUACGCUUUUCUACGGUCUACGAUAUAUUGCUGAUGAUUUUGUUUUAGUAAUUAUAAUUUUAUAAAAACCUAUACUAAAUAAAAUUAAUAGUAUUAAUACCAUGCCAUUAGGGAUUAGAAAGAGCUGAUCACUGUCCUCUUAUCAUUUGCUCUCUAUAGGCUACUUAGUAGACCUAUUUAUUUAUUUUAGAAUGCCUUGGCAUUGCCAUUGGGCUUAUUCUUAUGUUAGUCUUUAGGUUAGUCCCUAACUUAUUUAUUUAGGCCCUAUCUGGCAACUGACAAGGGGUGAGGAGUAGGAUUAAAAUAAUUGAACAGCCUGUUCACCACCCUAAAGACUGUUAUAAGUAGAGGACAGUUUAACCUCGGCAUGGCCAGGACUAUCAUUAUUACCUACUAAUACUAUUAGACAUAGAUAUUCGUUGAUCAAGUCAUAAAGUGUCAGUAAUUAGUAAAGCCACUGGUCACUGGAGUCUAAAGCAACUGUGGUAAUUUUAGUAGACUUAUAUAAGCCUAAGUAUAACAUAACCCUUAAUACCUGUAAAUAUUAAAAGUGAUUUUGUCGGUUUCAGUUCUUUAAUUUGUAAACUUGUGGCAUAAAUCAUUAAUCAUAAAUUGUUUCUAAUUUCAGAAUUUUUAAUUAUAAAUUGAUACUAAUUUCAGAAUUUAAGUUGGCAAUGGUACAAAUGGCUGUUGGCUUGUCCAAGCCAGAAAACUUAGCUCGUGCCACAAAGUUUAUUCAAGAAGCUUCAAGUGCUGGAGCAAAAGUUAUCACAUUGCCAGUAAGACUUCAUUUAACAAUUGAUCUCUUUGUCAACAUUUAACCAUUAUUUUAUGAUGAAUAAUUUAUUACUCUUAUCACUGGCAAAAGAACAUGUUUCGGGGUUAGAAUAUCAGCAAGUAAUUCAACUCACAUAAAUAUUUAAUUGGAGCAGAUUUGAGGAUAAUUGCUGUGAUUUCUUCUUCUAUAGAUGCCAUAUGCACUGUAUGCACCAUUUGCUCUAUGUAUCAUGCACCCUGUGGUAUGCCGACAAUCGAGCAACAACUGGUUUGGCACUUGUCGUUGAAUCCUUUGCUUUUGCUGGCAGAUGCUAUGCAUUCUAUUUCUGCACCCUGACAGCAUUAUAAUAAUUAUAGAGAGAUUGAAAACUUCAAUUUUAAGUUUAUAAAUUAUUUAAUUAGUAAAGUUUUCUAGUUAUUUGAAUUGUGGACUUAUUUUAAAUAAUUUUUAAUAUUAUUAAUUUUUUAACAACAGUUAAGGCAGAAUUGUAAAAAUGUAACAACCAGUUGUAGCAGACCGUGCCAGCUACAGCACACCUCUCCAUGCACCUAUCUUAAUGGCUUAGCUGUAAUUUUUGCUAUGGGGGUGGGGGGGGAUCAGGGUACAACCCAAGGCACUCAACUAAUUAACUAAUCCAUUGGUAAUUUAAUUUCUUAAUGGGACUGCAUCGCUGGUUGUCACCUGACAUAGACCUCAACCCAUGUGGUAAUCCUCUUUUCUAUCUAGGAACACAACUUUACACUUGAUAAAAUCUUACCAGAAUUGUAAAGUUAAAUGCAUUGCAUUUAGUUCAAAUUCGGGUAGAAUGAUUAUUACAAAAAAAAAAAAAAAAAAAAAAACUUGCUGAUGCCUAAAUUACAAGUUAUGAUAUCUAGGGUGAAUUAGAGUCUAGGAGGUUCAAUUAUCGUAUACAGGUAUGUUAUUCAAAGCUGAUUUAUUCCAAACCUGUUACACCCUGUUCAGUUGUUUAAAUUCCUUGAACAAUUGAAUAAUUUUUCUGGUAUUUGGACAUCUAGGAAUGCUUCAAUUCUCCUUAUGGGACAAACUAUUUUGCUGAAUAUGCUGAGUCAAUUCCUGGUGGUCCUUCAACAGAAGCUCUUGCUAAAGCAGCAAAAGAAAACUCUGUGUAUGUUGUUGGAGGUAACCGUCACAUAUUAUAUCUGUCAUAUCGUGUCUAGUUGACAAUUUAAAGUUUUGUUGGAUGCUUUGCUAACACAAUAAUUUAAAUUACCCCAAGGCUAAUCAGCAGGCGAUGGUGGUAGAUGUUUUAAAGCAAAAGCCGGGCUAUACUUUUCUAUAUUAAUUCAACAAUAUAUUAUGUGAUAAAACUUGUUUUGUGAUAGUGAAUCUGCAUUUUUAUUAACUAUAUUAGCAUUUUAUUUGUAGGUAAUUUAUUGUUAAUUAAAUUAUUUUAUUUAUUGUAGUAUGUACAAUAACAUGUUCAUUAAAAUUUUUUUAAAAAGUACUGGUAAUUAAAAAAAUAGGCUUAAGUAAGUUAUUUGAUAUCCAUCUUUUAUUAUUUUUCUGAUUGAAUGAGAUAUGCUUUCUUUGUAUGGCACACUAUGCAUUUAUAUUGUGUGACUGCAGGCUCAAUACCAGAAAGACAAGGUGAUAAGCUCUACAACACCUGCACCAUUUUCAACCCCAAGGGUGAACUCAUCACUAAACACAGAAAGGUAAAGACAUGUUACAUUUUGUAUUCAUUGGUCAAAUCAUCACUCACUAGCUGGAUUCUUUUUUUUUUUUUUAAAGAUAUCAUUACAAUGAAUGAACACAUUUAAGAUUUCACUUUGACUGACUUAUUGAACAAACAAAGUUGUCUGCCUUCUUUGGAGUCUUCUACAAAUACACGGUAUAAAAAAAUUGUACAGUUUUUAAAACACAGAUGUUUGUGGUUUUUUUUCCCUUCAUUUUUGAUGUGGAAAAAAAAUGUAAAGAUUAACAAAAGAUAUAGCAAAAACAAAAAGUUUGAUGCAGCUUUAGUGAAGACGUACUGAAAGGAUGCAGCUUAGUGAAGAAGUACUUAAAAGAUGCAGCAUUAGUGAAAAAGUACUUAAAACUCAAAUGGAUGUUUUAGCUGAAGUGUUUUUUUUUCAGCAGGCAAAACAUGAAUAUCAAACAUAUUCAGCUGUUAAGUUUGUGCCUUUUCAUCUUCCUGAGCUUUAUCAUGGUCGAGGUUCUCUUCUGGUAACUUGAGACUUGGCAAAUGCCUAUGGUAGAAAUCAGGAUAUAAAUAACAUUAACAACAGUCUCACUGACUUAACAAAAAGUACCGGUACAAGCAAAUUUACACUUCGCAAAAAUCACACUAAAAAUGCUCAGCAAGGUUUUAUAGAGAACUUUCAAAAUCAGUUUUUAAUAUUUGUUCCAACCCAGGUGCAUUUGUUUGACAUUGAUGUUCCUGGGAAGAUUCGUUUUCAAGAGUCUGAGGUUCUCUCCCCUGGUGACCAUCUGACUAUAUUCACAACACGUCAGUUCCUGUUUUUUAAAAUUAAUUUUGUCAUUAAUUUAAGUUUUUGCAAGUUGUCACUCUUUUGACUGCAAAAAGUUGAAUGAUCGAUUAUUAUUCUGUUACAUACAAAAAGUCAAAACAAGAGUUUUAAAAGCCUGAAAACCAUUAGUAGGGCUAAACUACAUGUUUGAUGCUAGCACUAACUAUAGUUGAAAAGUGUAUCCAUUUUUUUGUUGACAGCGUUCUGCACAAUUGGUGUUGGCAUUUGCUAUGAUAUAAGGUUCGCAGAGAUGGCUCAGAUCUAUGCCAAUAAAGGUAAGUUGAAAUAGGAAUCAGAAAACUUUGUAUCUCAAAUUUUUGUCUUGGUAAUUUGUGUUAAUGAUUAUCAUUUAAAUGCACCCUUCAGUCUUCGCAAGACAAUUGAGUAGCUAUGUAAACCUCAGCAAAUGGCUCACUAGGCCGAUAAUGGUUAUCAUAGAUAUAGGUUAAAGGCAUCAUACUUUUGUAUUUAUCAUUUCUUUAAUUCAGUCAUUAUUCUAAUUUAGUACUUAGGUCACUUAUGCCGUAUCUAGCAGACACAUUUCGGCAAAUUUUUGGCUACAGUUUCCUCUCCCCAAUCAGGCUCUCAGUUCUUCACAGGAGAUACUGAUACAUACCUGCUCAUGUUUUCCACCACCAUCCUACAUUGCAAACCAUGAGAUGUCAGUUUCAUACAAUCUGUCACAGGGUGUGCCUUGUUGCUGUACCCAGGGGCCUUCAACAUGACGACUGGUCCAGCACAUUGGGAGGCCUUACAGAGAGCCAGAGCUUUAGACAACCAGGUGUUUGUGGCCACAGCUUCACCAGCCCGUGACACAGGUGCCGGGUACAUAGCCUGGGGCCAUUCCUCAGUUGUAGAUCCAUGGUAAUUUUAUCAGUUUUAAUUAGAUUGCCUGGAUCGAUGUUGGGGAAGUGUGAAUAAGGAGGAAUUUAAACAGUGGAGAUGGAAGGAUAAUGAGAAAAGUGAAUAGGGGAGAUGGAAUGAUAGAGGGGAUAUGUGAAUGGUGGAGAUGGAAUGAUAGGGGGAUAUGUGAAUGGUGGAGAUGGAAUGAUAGGGGGAUAUGUGAAUAGUGGACAUGGAAUGAUAUGGGGGGAUAUGUGAAUGGUGGAGAUGGAAUGAUAGGUGGAUAUGUUAAUAAUGGAGAUGGAAUGAUUGGGGGGAACUGAAAUUUUAAUGUUAGCAAACCUGGUCUACAUUUUGUCAAUAUCAUAAUCCAGUUUUUGACGUGUUCAAUGAAAAAAAGAUGAAGUAACCCUUGAAUCAACUGUUGACCCCAAAUGUCAUUGAGUGUCAUAGUUGUCUUCCCUACCUUUCCUCAAAAUCCCUCUAGACAUUGACAGUGUAUACUCAUUGUUGAAAUGGGUUUUGGCUGGUGUUACAUUAGGCAAGCAGACCACCUUGGUGAGAAGAGCAGACUGGUAUAGCUGGUGGGUCAUAAGCAGCCCAGGCUGCCAUUUUUUAGAUGGAGGAUGAUACACUCUAAGAGUACUGGGAUGAAUACCUAAUAAAUCAAUUCAUAUCAAUUAAACAAAGACUUGCUUUAAAGAAAUUUUCCUAGUGCCUGCUAUGAAAUCUCUCCACAGGGGUGAUGUCAUUUCCACCAUUGAUGAAAAGGAAGGAAUUGUCUAUGCUGAUAUUGGUAAUAAGAUUUGUUUUUUAACAAAGGUCUAAGAUAAUUAUCUAUUUUGAUUGGUAGGCUGCUUGUUAAUUAUAUUAUAUUCAAUGAACAGGUGCAAUAUCAGGUGAGUGGAAGAUAAUCUUAUUUGUUAUGCAUUCUUGUGAACAAAGUUGUUUGCUACAAGUCGAUCUUUUCCCCAUCAGCCUCUCCAAAAGGUUGUGGGAUUAAAAAAAAAUAUAUAAAAUCUGCAUCUAAAAUGCACCCAGUGUCAUUUUUCAAUUUGAUCAUUACCAUUAUGUUAUUUUAAUAAUUAAUUUGGAUGAGAAUUUAGCAAAUAAACUUCCAGACUAGUUAUUUUUGUGUUUUCUUUGUAAAAUGCAUCAGACAGUCCCAAAGGAUUAUACAUAUUAAAUGGUGUUGGAAUUUCUCAAAUGAGAAUGGGCACAGAGGGAUAGAAAAACCAAGUCAGUGUCUAAAAUAUUUGUUUAGCAAAGUUUAUUUAUUUUUAAAGGAAUCCAAGACAUGAUCAAAUUUUAUUUCAAUAUUACAGAUCUGGCCAGGAUGGAGGAAGUGCGUAAAAAUAUCCCCAUACGUAACCAGAAACGUCUUGACCUGUACAAUCCAGUCUCUGUGCCUUUGAAAAGUCAGCGGAAAGAUGAUUUGUACGACAUCCAUCAGUAACCUCUCUGGGCACGGAGGUUGCUGCAGAUAAAUGCUAGACUAAGAAGCUGCAGAGGAACCAAGCAGGUGAAUGCUGAGCAUGGACACACUAGGAUAUUGGACACUUGUGUUUGUUGUUGGGAUGGGAUAUUACUCAGAAAUAUAACUAUGAUAUUCUGGAUGGUGUGUUGACAAAAUAUGAAAUCUUGUCAUUUUCUUUACAAUGUCUUUGACAAGAGUAGGCUGGCUAGGGGGGCUAUUUAAAUUUAAUAAUAAAAAAAAAUGAUUUCUAUUUCAGAUAUCUUCAGUUUCCACAUUUACUUGCUUUAACUUCAGUGUAUAACACAUUUGACUGGAUUACCCAAAAGUGAACCUCACCCUUUUGUUUAAAAAUACAGUUGAAUAUUUUAAUUCCCCAUUUGUGAUAAUUUGUGUUUUUGUUUCUAAAGAAGUUGAAUUAUAUAAAACAAUUUGAAUUAUUUGAUAAAAGCAUGACGAGUUUAAAACCCACUUAAAUUUGGUUAAGAAUUCAACUCAUCUUGUAUUUAAUUAAGUCAGCUUGUACUCAAGUCAAGAUGAAUGUUUUGUGUGGGGAAAUGCAGUUAGCAGAACUGAACCAGACCUGGCAUCAUACAUACAGGUAUCAAAUUAUAUUGCCAUUAACUUCAGUUGGUGUUUUGAAAAAUAUUCAGAUAUUUUUUUUCUUUACUCAGUGUGCCUACUUAAGCGGGGCUAACCCUUAAGUUCUAGUGAAAUAAUUUCAGGAACCUCCAGCAAUGUUUUUGUUCAAGACGAAAUUUUACUUUAACCUUUUGGUGAAAAACCUGAUCUAAUUUAUAGAUGGCAUUGUGAGUCCAUGAUGGAACUAAUUUAUAGAUGGCAUUGUGAGUCCAUGAUGGAACUAAUUUAUUGAUGGCUUUGUGAUGGUUUAGCUUCUAAACUUGUCAAAAGCCUUUCCAUGUAAUUUUUUAAAAUGUUUUUAGCAAAUGACUUUCAAAAAAUCAAUCUAACCUUUGUUCUGCAAGAGGUAAAUCAAGUUUGCACAGAAGUGUCAGCUUUUUUGACAGUUGAUUUUUGUGUGAUUUUUCACUAGAUAAGUACAGAUGUGUGGCAAUAUGUUGUGUAAUGCUAUAGAACUAUAUCGGAUAAGGUAGUAUAAUUGUGUGAUAAUUUUUUUUAAUCAGCUCUUUAAUUUAAACUAUGCUCAGAUUUAUUUAAGAAUCUUGAUUGACCAUUUCUAUUAAUUGACCAUGCCUAUUAAACUAAUGGAACUAGCUGUAAUAAAUUUUCUAGUAUAACGUCAAUCCAAAAUGUCACAGAAAUUGAGGCUGUGAAAGUUAACAUGAUUAUUAUUAGUGUUCAUUUUAUUUUAUUAAGUACUGUAAUUUUGUUUAAUGAUCUUUGAAGCUUGUUACUACUUAUGUGCUCUUAACACUGGCUUGAAUCAAAAUAAUUUCUCUAUCUAGUUCUCCCUAUUUGUUGAUUGAGUAGCUUGGGAUUUUCUCAUUUAAAUGACAUGAAAUUCUCCUUGAAAUCUUAAACAAGUCUGAUUGAUUAGCUUGGGAUUUUCUCAUUUAAAUGACAUGAAAUUCUCCUCGAAAUCUUAAACAUUUCUGAUCACCAGGAAAGCAACAUUUUAUUAAUCAAAGUCUGGAAGUUGCUUUUUUUUAGAUGGCUACCUGUUUUUUUUUUGGCAUGAAGAACGAGCAGACAAGAUUUAAACAUUUAUGAGUCAUUUGGGGGAAAUGAAUUUUUCAAAAAUAAUCUUCAACUUAUUGAUGUUGUCUCUCACCAUUGAGUUGACAAUAAUAUUAAUAAAUAAUGUUACUGUGUGACAAGAUAGAAAAUAAUGUUGAAAACCUUCCCAUUAAUUAAUAUAUUAUAUGUAAUAUAAGACUCACUCUGAUUCAAUACAGUUUUACCUUUACAAUAUUAAAUAAAAUAAUUAUGGUACAGACAUUUUUAACAAAUAAAAUAACAAACUCACCAUGCAAAAUUUUUAGUUUAUUGGAAGAUUGUUCAACUUUAAAUUCAGCUUUAUUUCUAGGUAACAUUUCUGAAAUUCAUUGGCUUUCAUUAGCAUUGUUUUUAGCACAAACGUUGAUACAGUUUUUUAUCAUGACACGGAUAGUAAUGAUUCCUGUAGGGAUAAAUAUUGAAAAGCCCGAAUUCCUAUUAAGUGUCAGUAGCAUCAUAUUUCAACCUAAGCUGGGACUAGAAAUAGUGGGAGCAGCACUGUUUAAUUUCAUUUCAAAUUCUUCAUGCAUACAUAUAGACUUGUUUUAUUGGCCAUCAGUGGGCAAAGAGAUUGAAAUGGGUUCGCCAUCUCCGGAAGGCGGCUACUUCUGG
Molecule: messenger RNA, 10751 nt
Organism: Lymnaea stagnalis (great pond snail)
Lineage: Eukaryota; Metazoa; Mollusca; Gastropoda; Lymnaeidae
Source: the annotation of a GenBank genome assembly